CCCUGACAGACCGAUUGAUCAGUCAUUCAAUUUGUGUCAAGAGAACUAGCAGUUUAACAGUGGUUUUAGUGCGAAUUUAGGGCUUUCAAAUAGUCGUGUAUAUCGUGAUCGUUUUAUUAGUUCAUUGAGUUCAGCUCAGCCAGUUGCCAGAAGCAGCCGCAAUGAAAUUACAUCUUGCUUUGGGGGCGUUGUGCCUCAUUGCCAGCGUCCUGGCGAAAGAGGACAAAAAGGAUGGAAAGGACGAGGUUGGCACUGUAAUUGGCAUCGAUUUGGGAACCACGUACUCCUGCGUGGGCGUGUACAAGAACGGCAGAGUGGAGAUAAUCGCCAACGACCAGGGUAACCGUAUCACCCCUUCAUAUGUGGCCUUCACAGCUGAUGGUGAGCGUCUGAUUGGAGACGCUGCCAAGAAUCAACUUACCACCAAUCCAGAGAACACCGUCUUCGACGCUAAGCGUCUGAUCGGGCGCGACUGGAGCGAUGCCACUGUUCAACACGAUGUGAAAUUCUUCCCAUUCAAGGUGAUUGAGAAGAGCAGCAAGCCCCACAUCAAGGUAGACACCAGCCAGGGUGAGAAGGUUUUCGCUCCUGAGGAGAUUUCCGCGAUGGUUUUGACCAAAAUGAAGGAAACUGCCGAGGCUUACUUGGGCAAAAAGGUCACACAUGCUGUUGUAACAGUGCCUGCUUAUUUCAACGACGCUCAGCGUCAGGCUACUAAAGACGCCGGUAUCAUUGCUGGUAUGACCGUAAUGAGAAUCAUCAACGAGCCCACCGCUGCCGCAAUUGCCUACGGCCUGGACAAGAAAGAAGGCGAAAAGAACGUAUUGGUCUUCGAUUUGGGCGGUGGUACCUUCGAUGUGUCUCUUCUUACCAUCGAUAACGGGGUGUUCGAAGUGGUGGCAACUAACGGAGACACGCACUUGGGAGGUGAAGAUUUCGAUCAGCGAGUGAUGGACCACUUCAUCAAGCUCUACAAGAAGAAGAAGGGCAAAGACAUCAGAAAAGACAACAGAGCCGUACAGAAGUUGAGACGCGAAGUUGAGAAGGCCAAGAGAACGCUAUCGGCCAGCCAUCAAGUCAGGAUUGAAAUUGAAAGCUUCUUCGAGGGCGAGGACUUCUCGGAAACAUUAACGCGGGCGAAAUUUGAGGAAUUGAACAUGGACUUGUUCAGGUCCACCUUGAAGCCAGUCCAGAAGGUAUUGGAAGACGCCGACAUGAACAAAAAGAGUGUGGACGAAAUCGUGCUGGUGGGCGGCUCAACCCGUAUCCCCAAAGUGCAGCAACUGGUCAAAGAAUUCUUCGGUGGCAAAGAACCGUCCAGAGGCAUCAACCCCGAUGAGGCAGUGGCGUACGGGGCUGCCGUGCAAGCUGGAGUUCUCAGUGGCGAACAGGACACUGAUGCCAUCGUUUUGUUGGACGUCAAUCCUCUAACUAUGGGCAUUGAGACUGUUGGAGGCGUCAUGACCAAGCUUAUCCCGAGAAACACCGUCAUCCCGACCAAGAAAUCUCAGAUCUUCAGUACUGCCUCUGACAAUCAGCACACUGUUACCAUUCAGGUAUACGAGGGUGAACGUCCCAUGACCAAAGACAACCAUCUCCUGGGCAAGUUUGACCUCACCGGAAUCCCACCAGCACCCAGAGGAGUUCCUCAAAUUGAAGUCACUUUCGAAAUCGAUGCCAACGGCAUUCUUCAAGUAUCGGCCGAAGACAAGGGAACCGGAAACCGAGAGAAAAUCGUCAUCACCAACGACCAAAACAGGCUCACACCCGAUGACAUCGACAGGAUGAUUCACGAUGCUGAAAAAUUCGCCGACGAAGACAAAAAGCUCAAAGAGAGAGUCGAGGCAAGGAACGAACUAGAAAGUUACGCGUAUUCGCUGAAGAACCAAUUGGCCGACAAGGACAAACUAGGCGCCAAGUUGAGCGAUGACGAGAAGACCAAGAUGGAAGAAGCCAUCGAUGAGAAGAUCAAGUGGCUGGAAGAGAAUCAAGACACCGAUGCUGAAGACUACAAGAAACAGAAGAAGGAGCUCGAAGACGUCGUCCAGCCCAUCAUCGCUAAGCUCUAUCAGUCCUCAGGCGGUGCACCGCCUGCGACGUCGGGUGAAGACGACGACGACCUCAAGGAUGAACUUUAAAAUCCUGCAAUAAGACUGAUCAGAAAUUGAACAUCUUAGUGAUUAUGUGUGCUAACUGUGAGAACGAGUGUGCGUGUGUCCUCAGUUGAAUUUGAUUUCAUCUUUUUGUAUCAAAAGACUAGAUAUUUAAUUUAUUUAUUGCGUCAAGUGCCGGGUACUUGGGCUGUACUUUUUAACUACAAAUAAAAAGUAAUUUUUAUGUUGA
This is a messenger RNA of Dendroctonus ponderosae (mountain pine beetle), 2343 nucleotides long. It is a transcript of the gene Hsc70-3, whose product is annotated as endoplasmic reticulum chaperone BiP. Bases 162 to 2138 code for a protein of 658 amino acids. Lineage: Eukaryota; Metazoa; Arthropoda; Insecta; Coleoptera; Curculionidae. Gene Ontology annotation, molecular function: heat shock protein binding; misfolded protein binding; ATP binding. The record is from RefSeq and is a predicted model, not a curated record. Gene Ontology annotation, biological process: protein refolding; endoplasmic reticulum unfolded protein response; cellular response to unfolded protein. Gene Ontology annotation, cellular component: cytoplasm; endoplasmic reticulum lumen; membrane. The transcript is spliced from 7 exons.